Messenger RNA from Eutrema salsugineum, 1812 nucleotides. RefSeq lists its product as uncharacterized. The record is from RefSeq and is a predicted model, not a curated record. NCBI's taxonomy places the organism in Eukaryota, Viridiplantae, Streptophyta, Magnoliopsida, Brassicales, Brassicaceae. Gene Ontology annotation, biological process: DNA repair; telomere maintenance. Gene Ontology annotation, molecular function: DNA helicase activity. The transcript is spliced from 6 exons. The coding region runs from base 1 to 1812 and encodes 603 amino acids.
AUGAUUGGGACUAAUAGACUACGUUUCAUAUCAAUGAAUCAGUCUAAACUUCGUUGCGAAAAUUAUGACAAGAUAAAGAAAACUGUUGAUGAAGGUGACACUGAUCUUUCUGACAAGGGUAAACGUAUUAUUAUACCUUCUUCUUAUACUGGUGGUACAAGGUAUAUGGUGCAGCAUUAUCUAGAUGCGAUGACUACUUGCCAGCAUUUUGGUUUUCCGGAUCUUUUCAUAACCUUUACGUGUAAUCCCAAAUGGCCUGAGAUUACCAGGCCCCUAAAAAGGCAUAACUUGAAGCAAGAGGAUAAGCCAGAUAUAUGUACGCGAGUGUUCAAGAUGAAACUAGAUGAUCUGAUGCACAGACUCACCAAAGAAAAUGUGUUAGGUGUCGUAAAAGCCGAGGCUGGUCACAAGCUACCAACUGGUGAUGACAUUGAUAAGAUAAUAUGUGCUGAGAUUCCUGACAAAGAUAUUGAUCCAGCGCUGUAUGAGAUAGUAGGAGAUGUCAUGAUGCAUGGACCAUGUGGUGCUUUGAAUAAGGAUAGUGAGUAUUUUCCAAAACCUUACAGUCCGAUCACUAAAAUAGAUGAUGUUGGAUAUCCUAUAUACAUGCGACGUAAUGACAAGAAAGUUAUCGUUAAAAAGGGUAUUGAAUGUGAUAAUGGAUUUGUGGUUCCUUAUAAUAGGAGCCUCACACUGCUUUAUAGGGUUCAUAUCAACGUCGAAUGGUAUGUAGCACCUUCGGAAUCCACGUGGAGAAUUUUCGGUAAUCACACUCACCAUCGCACCGGUUCUGUAGUUAAACUACCCUUUCAUUUACCGAACCAGCAAAUGGUCAUAUACAACGAGGAUGAUCCAGGUGAUGAGGUUAUUAAUCGUGUCUCAGUUGGUACGUCAAAAUUCAUUGCUUGGAUGGAGUGCAACGAUAAGUAUGAACUGGCGAGGACGUUAACUUAUGCGCAACUUCCUACGAGAUUUGUGUGGAAUAACCCAAACAGGAUAUGGACGCCACAAUCAAGGAGAGUUGCUCUUGGUAGAAUCACGUAUGUACCCAUUGGGGCAGGUGAAGCGUAUUAUUUAAGGCUUCUGCUUAAUUUAGUCAAAGGACCUCGUAGUUUUGACGAUAUAAAAACGGUCAACAAAGUGCUACAUUCUUUGUUCAAAGACGCUUGCUAUGCGUAUGGAUUAUUGAAUGAUGACAAAGAAUAUAUUGAGGCCAUCAAUGAGGGCGGAUUGUGGCUUUCUGCCAAUUAUCUCCGUCGUCUUUUUGUGAUCCUGCUCACUACUCAAAGUAUAUCCAUUCCUUCUAGAGUUUGGGAUGCUACAUGGCAGGUAUUAUCAGAUGACAUCAUAUAUAAUUACAGAAAGGCUGCCAGGGAUCAAACUGUUAGUCUAUCUCAGGAGCAAGUUAAAGACUUUACUCUGGUCGAAAUAGAACUUCUUUUACGUAUAUUACUCUGGAGUCACGUGAUAAUCCUUUUAUUCGGGAUUAGAGGAAUUACAAUCGCGAAACUAGUAAGAAACGAGCAGAUGUUAGCCACUGUAACCAGCGAACAGAGAAGUGUUUAUGAUGAGAUACUAGAAGCAGUAAAUAAGAACAAAGGAGGAUCUGCUCUACGUUCCCAAGGUGAUGUUGUUCUUAAGGUUGCAUCGAGCGGGAUUGCUGCGUUGUUAUUAGAAGGAGGUCGAACUGCGCAUUCAAGAUUUGCAAUCCCUAUUGUGGUUAAUAAGUUUACCUUCUGUUCAAUCAAGAAGGAGUCGAAUCUUGCCGACCUGAUAAGGAUUGCUAAACUCAUUAUUUGGGCGAGGCAUUGA